AUGAGACUGAGACAGGAGCUGGAAAAAUAUAAAGUAGGAAUUGUGGCCCUUCAAGAAAUAAGAUGUAAAGGAGAAGGAGUCAUGGACCUAGGAGACCACACUAUUUUCUACAGUGGAUACGAACAAAACACAUUUGGAACAGGGUUUGUUGUGCACAGAUGCUAUAAAGACAGAAUUAUAGGGUUUAAAGCAAUAGAUGAAAGAAUGUGCAUAAUGAGAAUUGAGGAAAAAUUCUUCAACAUCAGUUUAAUAUGUGUUCAUGCACCCACAAAUGAAUCUGAUGAACAUAUUAAGGAUCAGUUCUAUGAGAGGCUUGAAAAUGUAUAUAAGAAUACUCCUGAGCAUGACGUGAAACUGAUACUGGGCGAUUUCAAUGCCAAACUUGGGAAAGAAGCUUGCCACAGACCAACUAUUGGUCCUUACAGCCUACACGAUGAGAGCAAUGAAAAUGGCCUAAGAAUGAUCGACUUUGCAGGCGAUAAUAACAUGACUAUCAGUAGUACAUGUUUUAAACAUAAAGACAUCCAGAAAAUUACUUGGGCAUCACCAGAUGGUACAACAAAGAACCAGAUAGAUCAUGUUAUGAUAGACAGGCGUCAAUGCUCUGAUAUCCUGGAUGUGAGAAGUGUUCGUGGGGCUGACUGUGACACAGAUCACUUCAUCAUCAGAUUAAGAUAUAGGCAAAGAAUUAAUAAUGCUGGAUUGACCAAGGGUAAAAAACAACUGAGGUUUGACUGUGAGAAGCUGAUGAAAAACCAGAAUAUAAAGAGAAGUUAUCAGCAAAAUCUAGAAGAACGACUGAGGGAACCUCUGAAUACAGAAAACGCAUCAGUGGAAGAAAUUUGGAGAGGCAUUAGAGAAAAUAUUGUAAAGACCGCCCAGGAGACCAUUGGAUAUAAGAAAAGAGAAACCAGAAACGCAUGGAUGGAUGAGGAAUGCUUACAAGCCCUAGAAGACAGAAACCGAGCAAGAAUGAACAUGCUGAACAGAAAAACAAGAGCAACAACAAACCUAUUCCAAGAAAAAAGAGCGUAUGCCAGACAGCUCUGCCGAAAAAAGAAAAGAGAUUUUGAAAGAAGUAAGUUGGAAGAGAUAAUGGCGUUUGCUGAGGCAAAGAAUGUGAGAAAAAUGUAUAUGAGAAUACGAGAAGGAAAGGCUGGAUUCCAACCAAGAACAAAUUUUUGUACAGAUAGUGAUGGCAAUCUUGUAGGAGGGGAAGAACAAGUCAUUGAGCGGUGGAGAGAAUAUUUCAAUGAAUUGCUUGGAGGAAUAGCUGAGGAGGAUCUACAACUGGAAUGCAAUCAAAUAGGUCCAGAACCAUUCAUUGAAGACCCUCAGAUACAUGAAGUAGAGGAAGCCGUUGAAUCACUGAAAAAUAAUAAGGCCCCAGGGGAAGAUACAAUAACUGCAGAAAUGAUAAAGGCCGGUGGUCCACCCCUUCUCAAAGCUUUACAUAGUUUAAUUGUUCAAAUUUGGAGAGAAGAAGAAAUGCCUGAAGAUUGGCGGAUGGCGGUAAUCUGCCCUAUCCAUAAGAAAGGAAGCAAGACUGACUGCUCAAACUAUAGAGGACAUGUGGAGCGCAUGGAUGACUCAAGGAGCACAAAGAAAGUCCACAGAAUGAAUCCUGGAGGAAGAAGACUGAGGGGAAGACCAAGAAUGCGUUGGAUUGACGACGUGAAGAAUGACUUGAGGCAGAUGGGUAUCAGAGGAUGGAGAAGGAAAGCUCAAAAUCGGGACGAAUGGAGAGGCAUAUUGCGGGAGGCCAAGACCCUCAAUGGGUUGUAG
Molecule: messenger RNA, 1785 nt
Organism: Nilaparvata lugens (brown planthopper)
Lineage: Eukaryota; Metazoa; Arthropoda; Insecta; Hemiptera; Delphacidae
Product: craniofacial development protein 2-like
Exons: 2
Coding region: 1-1785 (594 amino acids)
Molecular function (GO): catalytic activity
Source: RefSeq, a predicted model, not a curated record